CAAGUUGUGAUUGUAUCAGCAGCGAGAACGCCAGUCGGUUGUUUUAAUGGAUCAUUAAAAAAAUUAACGGCUACAGAACUCGGUGCUGCUGCUGCUGCAGGUGCAAUUGAAAAAGCUGGCUUGAAACCAGAACAGAUCGAAGAAGUAUACUUCGGUAAUGUUCUUCAAGCGAACCUUGGCCAAUCUCCAGCACGUCAAGUUGCUCUUAAAGCAGGCUGCCCACGCUCAACAGAAGCAACAACAAUUAAUAAAGUUUGUGCUUCUGGUAUGAAGGCUGUCAUAUUAGCUGCUCAAAAUUUAGCACUUGGUGAUAGGUCGAUAAUGAUUGCUGGUGGUAUGGAAAGUAUGUCUAAUACUCCAUACUAUUCACCGAGAAAUGCCGUGUAUGGUCAUCAAAUUUUAGCAGAUGGAAUAAUUAAAGACGGUUUAUGGGAUGUCUAUGGUCAAAUACAUGGAGUUUUUAAAGCUGAGGUUAUUCCCGUAACAAUCAAAGAUCGCAAAAAAGAAAUAAUUGUUGAUGAAGACGAGGAAUAUAAGAAUGUUAAAUUUGACAAGAUUCCUGAGUUAAAACCUGUUUUUGAUCCUAAUGGCGGAACUGUAACGGCAGCUAAUUCAUCGACGAUUAAUGAUGGUGCUAGUGCCUUGGUGCUUAUGACACGUGUAAAAGCUGAAGAGCUUGGUAUCAAACCAUUGGCUCGAAUUCUUUCAUAUGGUGAUGCUGCAGUUGAACCAAUUGAUUUUCCAAUUGCUCCAUCUCAUUCGCUUCCAAUUGCUUUGAAAAAAGCUGGCCUUGGAAUUUCGGAUAUUAGCUUAUUUGAAUUUAAUGAGGCGUUUAGUGUAGUUAUACGCGCAAAUGAAAAGAUUUUAGGUUUAGAUCCUGGUAAAGUAAAUAUUGCUGGUGGUGCUGUGGCAUUAGGUCAUCCAAUUGGUUCUUCAGGUUCUAGGAUAAUUGUUACUUUGACACACUUAUUAAAGUCGGGUCAAAUUGGUGCUGCAUCUAUUUGUAAUGGUGGUGGUGGUGCUAGUUCUAUUAUUAUUGAAAAACUUUAA
This is a messenger RNA of Racocetra persica, 1050 nucleotides long. Lineage: Eukaryota; Fungi; Glomeromycota; Glomeromycetes; Diversisporales; Gigasporaceae. The record is from the annotation of a GenBank genome assembly.